UUUUUUUGCCAGACGAGACACAUGAUUCGACCCCAACCUUGAUUGAUGUCAUUUUCCUUUCAUUCCUAUUUGUUCCUGGCCUGUGCUGGUGGACUUUCCUCGACAAUUCCGGCGGAUUACUUACUUUGGACUUUGAUUCUGUUUCUCUUUCUGUGGACGAAAAAAAAGUCGCCCCGCGCUGGCCCGCCGUUCAACUACUACUGCCCGGAUGCCCUGCAGCUUCAGCAGCACCACCAUCACCAUCACCAUCACCAUCACCAUCACCAUCAAUCAGUGUCCCCUUUCCCUGUGGUUCAACUGUUCAGCUUGACCCUCUGCUUAAUUACGGCAUCCUGUAUUCGCAAGAAACUUCCUUGUCCCAUCCCGUUGUCCUAUUGCUUCCUCGGCUUCGCCUUACUAGGCACGCUUGCCCCAACGGACUGGCAGAGUCCUUGGCUGUUAAAGAGAGCUUCUCAAGAUGAAGUUCGGCAAGCAGAUUCAGCGCAGACAGCUCGAUCUCCCGGAAUAUGCCGCCAGUUUCGUAAACUACAAAGCUUUAAAGAAGGUUGCUAGUGACAUAUCUUGGGCUCUGUGAGCGUCGGAACUAACAUCAACCCGAUAUAGCUUAUCAAGCAACUGAGUGCGACUCCGAAAAUCCCCGCCCAGAGUUCUGCGGGCAUUCAAGAUGUCCCCGAAGCACAGGCCGCGCUCCGCGCGAACAAAGAGGUGUUCUUCUUUCGACUGGAACGUGAAAUAGAAAAGGUCAAC
Molecule: messenger RNA, 747 nt
Organism: Aspergillus ochraceoroseus IBT 24754
Lineage: Eukaryota; Fungi; Ascomycota; Eurotiomycetes; Eurotiales; Aspergillaceae
Exons: 4
Coding region: 46-552 (168 amino acids)
Source: RefSeq, a predicted model, not a curated record